Messenger RNA from Cooperia oncophora, 300 nucleotides. Lineage: Eukaryota; Metazoa; Nematoda; Chromadorea; Rhabditida; Trichostrongylidae. The record is from the annotation of a GenBank genome assembly.
AUGCCGGCUCGAACUCCUUCGAAUCACUGGUUUGAUGGUUCCGCCUUGAGAGCUGCGCUAACACCUUUGCCAGAAAAGUCUGAGUCUAACAGCACAGUCGUCGAGUUUUCUAUUGCAAAUUUUACAGAUGUAUGGCAGGGUAUCAGCAAGCACUACUACUUCUGGAUACCGGUUAUCGCUCCAUUUUUCGGAGCCGUCUUAGCAGCCUGGAGCUAUCACAUUUUCAUUGGUGCUCACAUCCCUGACCCAGUCCAAGAAGAAGUUCUGGAUGAAGUCAAACAACCCUUAAAAUCAUCGUGA